GCAGGGAGAGAGAGGGGGAGGAGUUCAGACUUGCUGUGCAAAUACAUACAGAUACACUAAUCUAAAUUGAUGCCUCGCAGAGGAAAAGUCACAGAUGAAGCAAGCAGCUAAUGAUGGCUCAGUCGAAGACUCUCUUAGUGCUGGAAAACUUUAUAGGUGGCAAAUUUAUUCCUUGUUCUUCCUACAUAGACUCCUAUAAUCCGUCCACCGGAGAUGUCUAUUGCAAGGUGCCAGACAGUGGCAAAGAAGAGGUGGAAGCUGCUGUCAAAGCUGCCAAAGAUGCCUUCCCAAUUUGGUCCUCAAAAAGUCCAUGGGAAAGAUCUCAGAUCCUGAACAAAUUGGCAGACCUGAUUGAACAUGACCUGGAAGCGUUUGCACAAGCAGAGUCAAAGGAUCAGGGAAAAACUAUUACAUUUGCCAGAACAGUGGACAUCCCUCGAACUGUGUACAACUUCCGAUUCUUUGCCUCUUCCAUCCUUCACCACGUCACAGAGUGCACUGAGAUGGCAACCAUGGGCUGUGUGCAUUACACCUCGAGGUCACCUGUUGGAGUUGCUGGUUUAAUCAGUCCUUGGAAUUUGCCACUGUAUUUGUUGACGUGGAAAAUAGCUCCUGCCAUUGCAUGUGGAAAUACUGUGGUUGCCAAGCCAAGUGAGAUGACAUCUGUCACAGCUUGGAUGAUGUGCAAGCUCUUGGAGAAAGCAGGGGUUCCUCAUGGGGUGGUGAAUGUAGUGUUCGGAACAGGCGCCAAGGCAGGAGAAGCCCUCGUCUGCCACCCCGACGUGCCUCUGGUCUCCUUCACGGGAAGCACGCUGACAGCCCAGCGGAUCACGGAGAAAAGUGCUCCACACUGCAAGCGGCUUUCGCUGGAACUGGGAGGCAAAAACCCCGCCAUCAUCUUCGAUGAUGCCGACUUGAGCCAAUGCAUCCCUACUACCCUGAGGUCCAGCUUUGCCAACCAGGGUGAGAUCUGUCUCUGCACCUCCAGGAUCUUUGUUCAGAGGGGCAUAUACAGUGAGUUUUUGAAGAGGUUUGUAGCAGAGGCCAAGAAGUGGAAGACCGGGAAUCCCUCAGAUCCUACAGUCGAUGUGGGAGCACUUAUAAGUAAAGAACAUCUAGAAAAGGUAAGGAACUAUGUGAAGAAAGCCCAGGCUGAAGGAGCCAGAGUCCUCUGUGGAGAGGGAGUGGAUGCUUUGGAUCUCCCACCUGGCAACCAGAAAGGCUAUUUCAUGUUGCCCACAGUUAUUGCUGAAGUUAAGGAUGAAUCUUGUUGCAUGCAAGAAGAGAUCUUUGGUCCUGUGACAUGUGUGGUAGCAUUUGAUACAGAAGAAGAAGUGAUCAAAAGAGCCAAUGGUGUGAAAUAUGGCUUGGCAGCCACUGUGUGGUCCAGCAACGUGGGACGCGUUCACCGGGUGGCACACAGGCUACAGUCUGGAUUAGUGUGGACCAACUGCUGGCUUGUGAGAGAUCUGAACAUGCCAUUUGGUGGGAUGAAAGCCUCAGGCAUAGGAAGGGAGGGAGCAAAGGAUUCCUACGAGUUCUUCACUGAGGUCAAAACCAUCACAAUAAAGCACUGACAUAUGUAAAAGGAAGUAUUUUAGAGUAAAAUAAAUGACAGUAAUUUGAGUUACAAGAAAAAAAUUACAGUAAUUUGAGUUACCAAAUAUGGCUCUCUAGAACACAGGCUGCUAUUGUGGCCAUCUUUUUCUUGAACUGUGGUCAGGUAAUAUCAAUGACAUCUGAAAACAGUCAUCCCAAAUGCUAAUGUUGAAGGCAGCUUUUCAUGUUGAAUGAGAAGAUCAGUGUGGACUCCACAAUCAACCCAUUCCAAGCCAGAUGACUUGCCUAUUUUAUGGAUCCUAAAGCUUUUUGAGUAUUCGGGUCUCAAAAAUCUGUCUCUCUAAGGCAGAUUGGAGAAAGAGUGAUAUAUGACUGUACCUCUGGUUGAUGAAUUACCUUGAGGGACAAAGUGGCAAGCACAUGGUAAGGCUGAUAUUGUAAUGGCAAUCAGUCUAUUUCACUCUAUGGUCCACAUAUCAAUCCAUAUUGCACUUCACUGAUAUCAGAUAAGGACUAAUGCUGUACCACACUGAAAGCCUGAGGAACUACCUUUAAUCUACUAAGUGGUUUUAAACCAUGGUAUCAUGAAAUUCUCAUUAUAUUCAUGGAGACAAUAAAAGUUUUAGUUAUAACCUGCUUUAUAGUUUGCAGCUGAAUCAUCUAUUCUCUAUCAUCAGCUGUUCUCUAACUAUUUUGAAAUUAAAGCCUCUUUUCACUUCUA
Molecule: messenger RNA, 2281 nt
Organism: Chiroxiphia lanceolata (lance-tailed manakin)
Lineage: Eukaryota; Metazoa; Chordata; Aves; Passeriformes; Pipridae
Gene: ALDH8A1
Product: aldehyde dehydrogenase 8 family member A1
Exons: 7
Coding region: 111-1577 (488 amino acids)
Biological process (GO): retinoic acid metabolic process
Molecular function (GO): retinal dehydrogenase (NAD+) activity
Source: RefSeq, a predicted model, not a curated record